Messenger RNA from Oenanthe melanoleuca, 980 nucleotides. RefSeq names its product galactosylgalactosylxylosylprotein 3-beta-glucuronosyltransferase 3-like. The record is from RefSeq and is a predicted model, not a curated record. Gene Ontology annotation, molecular function: galactosylgalactosylxylosylprotein 3-beta-glucuronosyltransferase activity. The coding region runs from base 345 to 965 and encodes 206 amino acids. Gene Ontology annotation, cellular component: Golgi membrane. Gene Ontology annotation, biological process: chondroitin sulfate proteoglycan biosynthetic process; carbohydrate metabolic process. The transcript is spliced from 3 exons. NCBI's taxonomy places the organism in Eukaryota, Metazoa, Chordata, Aves, Passeriformes, Muscicapidae.
AAGUGCUGCCCCACCGGAGCCUCCGCGCCCCCCUCAAGCGGCUCCGGCCCCUCCCCCCCCCUCCGAGACCCCCCCCCCCGGGGACCCCCCCCCCAGGACCCCCGACCCCUCCUCAGGGACUCCCGGCAGCGCCAGGAACCCCCCGAGACCAGCCCGGGCUGCCGGCAGCGCCACGUCCGCACUGGGAGUGAAGCGGGACUGGGGGGGGGGAAACUGGGAGGGGGAACUGGGAACACUGGGAGGAGCCGCCAUUGACCCUCCGGGGGGGAGGAUGUGAAACCGGGACCUCUGAGACCCCCCAGGACCCCCUGAGACCCCCCCAGGACCCCCCCAGAGCCCCCGCGAUGCGGCUGCGCCUCAGGAACAUUUUCCUCGUUUAUUUCGUGGUGUCGCUCGUGGGGCUUUUCUGUGCCCUGCGUGAGCUCGGCCGGCCCUGCCCCUGCCCCCCCCUCGAGCCCCAGCGGCGCCGCGGCCGCUCCGGGGGGGCGCAGGGGGGGGAGGGGGCGGCGCUGCCCCCCAUCUACGUGGUGACCCCGACCUACGCCAGGCCGGUGCAGAAGGCGGAGCUCGUUCGCCUCUCUCAGACCCUGCUGCACGUCCCCGCCCUGCACUGGGUGGUGGUCGAGGACGCCGCCGCCCCCUCGGCUCUGGUUGGGGGGGUGCUGGCAGCUUCGGGGGUCUCCUUCACUCACCUGAGCGCGGAGACCCCCCCGGAUUUGCGGGGCCGUCCCGGGGACCCGUCGUGGCUGUUCCCGCGGGGGGCGGAGCAGCGGAACCGGGCGCUGCGCUGGCUGCGGGACACGCGGGGCAGCGACGAGCCGGGCGUGGUGUACUUCGCUGACGACGACAACACCUACAGCCUGCGGCUCUUCGAGGAGGUGAGGGCUCGGGAGAGCAGGGAAAUCCGGGAAAAAGCCCAAAAAUCCCCAAAAAAAUCUGACCUGGAAAAGCGGAAAUUCACCUGAGCCUCAGUGAUCCAU